Molecule: messenger RNA, 3309 nt
Organism: Malania oleifera
Lineage: Eukaryota; Viridiplantae; Streptophyta; Magnoliopsida; Santalales; Ximeniaceae
Product: probable LRR receptor-like serine/threonine-protein kinase At1g67720
Exons: 15
Coding region: 264-3050 (928 amino acids)
Biological process (GO): protein phosphorylation
Molecular function (GO): ATP binding; protein binding; protein kinase activity
Source: RefSeq, a predicted model, not a curated record
AGUAAUUCCGUAGCUCCUCACUCAGCCACUCUCCCCCGUCUCCACGCACUCUCUGCAAAACCCCUCCUUCUCACACUCUCUGCUCAAAGCGAAAUCAGCCUGCUUUUAUGGGUUUAAAUUAUUUGUAGUCACUCUCUCUCUCUUCUCAUUUGCUUUCUCUCUCGCCCUUUUUUUGCUGUAGACAAGUCGCUUUUUAUCUGUUCUUCCCUGUCUACCAUUCUCAUCAUGCUCUCAUUUUCUCGCUGACCCUUUUCAUUCCAGUAAUGGAGGCUAUCAGGCUUCUCCCAUUCUUUCUCUUGCUCUCCUCUCAUGUUCUCCUUUACUCCACCAAAGCUCAGAUGCCAGGUUUUAUAAGUUUGGACUGCGGAGGUAAAGAAAAUUUCACAGAUGGCCUUGGCCUAAAAUGGAAUCCUGAUGAUCAGCUCACGUAUGGGGAAACAUCUAACAUAUCUGUUGCAAAUGAGACACGGAAGCAAUAUAUGACACUCAGACACUUUCCUGCUGAUAACAGGAAGUACUGUUACACGCUUAAUGUUAUAAGUAGGAGUAGGUACCUUGUCAGAGCGACUUUCUUGUAUGGUAAUUUUGAUAACAACAAUGUUUAUCCCAAAUUUGACAUAUCCCUUGGUGCAACUCAUUGGUCAACAAUUGUUAUUUCGGAUGCUAGCACGAUAGAGGUCCAAGAGUUAAUAUUUUUGGCUUUAAAUCCUACUAUAAGUGUAUGUUUAUCCAAUGCUUCAACUGGGCAACCAUUUAUAUCUACCCUUGAGCUCCGCCAAUUCAAUGGCUCAAUUUACUACACUGACUAUGAAAAUCAGUUCUAUCUCAGUGUCUCUGCAAGAAUAAACUUUGGUGCUGAUAGUGAAGCUCCUGUUAGGUAUCCUGAUGACCCGUUUGAUAGAAUAUGGGAGUCUGAUUCGGUGAAGAAAGCAAAUUAUCUAGUUGAUGUUGCUGCUGGAACUGUGAAAGUGUCGACCACAGCGCCAAUCGAUGUUGACAGAGAUGAAAGGCCACCUGAAAAAGUAAUGCAGACAGCUGUAGUUGGCAGAAAUGGAUCGUUAACAUAUCGUUUGAACUUGGAUGGUUUCCCUGGUUCUGGUUGGGCAUUCAGCUAUUUUGCAGAAAUUGAAGAUUUGGGUCCUAAUGAAUCCAGGAAAUUCAGGCUAUUUCUCCCAGGCAUGCUUGAUCUCAGCAAAGAUGUUGUUAAUAUCCAAGAAAAUCAAGGAAAAUGUCGUCUUUAUGAGGCAGGAUAUCCCAACAUCUCCCUCCCCUUUGUUUUAUCUUUUAGAUUUGGAAAAACAUCUGACUCUUCCCGGGGACCACUUUUGAAUGCAAUGGAGAUAAAUAAGUAUCUGAAGAAAAAUGAUGGUUGCUUAGAUGGAUCUUUUAUUGCUGGUGUAGUUUCAAAGCUCUCAUCAGCAAACUGGACACAAGAAGGUGGUGACCCAUGCCUGCCAGUCCCUUGGUCAUGGGUGCAGUGUAACUCAGAUUCACAGCCAAGGAUUGUUUCAAUCAAUUUGUCUAGGAUGAAUUUAACUGGGAAUAUCCCUUCAGAUUUGACGAAAUUGAGUGGCUUAGUUGAGUUAUGGCUUGACGGAAAUUCACUGACGGGCCCAAUACCUGAUUUUACUGGAUGCACAAACUUGAAGAUUAUUCAUCUUGAGAACAAUCAAUUAACGGGUGCACUGCCUUCUACUUUGGCAGACCUUCCAAAUCUCAGGGAGCUGUAUGUGCAAAACAAUAAGUUAUCUGGAGCAGUGCCAUCAGGUCUUCUUAGUAACAACCUGGUUUUGAACUAUUCUGGAAAUAUUAAUCUUCAUAAAGGGAACAGAGAAGGGAGCCAUGUUAAAAUUAUUAUAGGAUCUUCAGUUGGGGCUGCUGUUCUGCUUAUAGCUACCAUUGCAUCUUACUUAUUCAUGCACAUGGGCAAGAGGAGAUAUCAUGAGCAAGAGAAGCCUGGGCAUGCCCUGUCAGCUCAAAGGCUAGCUUCUAGCCUAGGUGAUGCUGCGACAGAAGCAGCACAUUGCUUCACUUUAUCUGAAAUUGAAGAAGCUACUAGAAAUUUUGAGAAGAGAAUCGGUGCUGGAGGCUUCGGAAUUGUAUACUAUGGAAAGAUGAAAGAUGGAAAAGAAAUUGCAGUCAAAGUGCUAACCAGUAAUUCUUUUCAAGGGAAGCGAGAAUUUACAAAUGAGGUGACUCUUCUUUCAAGGAUUCAUCACAGGAACCUGGUACAGUUUCUAGGUUACUGCCAAGAAGAAGGGAAAAGUAUGCUUGUUUAUGAGUUCAUGCAUAAUGGAACUCUCAAAGAACAUCUGUAUGCAGGGCCUUUAACACUUGAGCAAAGUAUAAAUUGGAUCAAGCGCCUUGAGAUUGCUGAAGAUGCUGCAAGAGGGAUUGAGUACCUUCAUACAGGCUGUGUUCCAGCUGUUAUUCAUAGAGAUUUAAAAAGCAGCAAUAUUCUUCUUGACAAACACAUGAGAGCAAAGGUUUCAGACUUUGGUCUCUCAAAACUUGCAGUAGAUGGAGCCUCUCAUGUGUCAAGCAUAGUUCGGGGCACAGUUGGAUAUUUGGAUCCUGAGUAUUAUAUCUCUCAGCAGUUAACUGACAAGAGUGAUGUUUAUAGUUUUGGUGUCAUACUUCUUGAGCUGAUAUCUGGCCGAGAAGCAAUUUCUAAUGAAAGUUUUGGUGUUCAGUUCCGCAAUAUAGUCCAGUGGGCAAAAUUGCACAUUGAGAGUGGGGACAUUCAAGGAAUCAUCGACCCCUUGUUGGGUGAUGAAUAUGACAUUCAAUCAAUGUGGAAGAUAGCAGAGAAAGCUUUGAUGUGUGUUCAACCUCAUGGGAGUACGAGGCCAUCAAUAUCUGAGGUUAUCAAGGAGAUACAAGAUGCCAUCUCAAUUGAAAGGGGAGCAGAGGCUACUAGGGAAGGAAACUCGGAUGAUUUAUCAAGAAGUUCUAUUCAUUCUUCCAUGAACAUGGGGGCCCUGGAUGUUGGUCCAACGGAUAAUUACUUGUCAUUAGAUGAGUCCAUUGCACGCCCAAUGGCUCGAUAAAUUCGUGUACAGAUCAAGCUAUUGUUUUCCAAGUCUUUCCUUCUUUCCUUUUUCUUUUCUACCAUUGGGAUUUUUAUAUGUUCGGGACCCUGAAUUUAUGAUGCUGUGUAUAAUCCAAACCCCAACCCAGAGGGAGAGAGUGAGAGAUAGCAAAGAAGGAAGAGGGAAGAAAAAGUUUCUAAUCUUGUAAAGUUUUUAGCUCGCAAAUUAUUGCUUGUUAAUGGUAUGAUGGUUAAGUGUUCAUGGUUUUUACAGCUAA